CUCUAUGUGUUUUUCUCUAUAUUUUUUCUCCCUUGUUGCAACACAAAACAUGAUUGGUGCAGUUGUAAACAAAUGACAAAUGCGUUAGUCGAAAUUGAUUUUUUCAAUACUAUUUGAUUAUAAAAAAAAUACUUUAGAUAAUAGUAUUAUAAUAUUACUAUAAAUAACGCAAUGGAUACAAGUAACAAUAGCGACGAAAAGACUGAAUGCGAUAACAUAACGGCACUUGAAUUACAAAAGUCCAAACGAAUUUUGUACUUCAGCGAUGGUAUUAUGGAAGAGCUUUCCGAGAGUGAUGGAGAAGAUAUUGGACCUGAUAUAACAGACAAAAGUAUGAAUGUAGACAUUGAUAUCGCGUCUCUUCCUUUAGGACCUCGCAUAAAGUACCAAGCAUAUCAAAUGGGAAACCGUUUUCUAAAUGGAAUAGAUUAUGUAGGCGAAGGCUUAGCAAGUUUUUUUGGUAUAACUACCCCAAAAUAUAUGAGUGAAUCUGAUAUUGAAAAUGUCACAAAACGAGAAUCACAAAUGCAUGAUUUGGAUGAAGAUAAGCAUGAGAAUGGUGGAGUUUGGUAUCAUAACAAUAAUAUAAACACGUCAAAUAUAGUAAUUACAAGUUAUCCAUGAACAUAUUUUGCCAUAAACAGAUAAUAAAGUGUAUUUUUUAAUACGAAUAUGUAUGUACAUUUAUAUGAAUCAUACUAACCGCAUAA
This is a messenger RNA of Calliphora vicina (urban bluebottle blowfly), 710 nucleotides long. Its product is annotated as protein FAM177B. Lineage: Eukaryota; Metazoa; Arthropoda; Insecta; Diptera; Calliphoridae. The coding region runs from base 172 to 624 and encodes 150 amino acids. The record is from RefSeq and is a predicted model, not a curated record. The transcript has 2 exons.